AUGUCUGACCGCGAGUUCAACUCCAACGACGACUUGUCGCUCCCCAAAGCGACGGUCCAGAAGAUCAUUACCGAAAUCCUCCCUCCUUCCUCCGGCCAGACCUUCUCCAAGGAUGCCCGCGAUCUGCUGAUGGAAUGUUGCGUCGAGUUCAUCACCUUGAUCUCUUCCGAGGCCAACGAGAUCAGCGAGAAGGAAGCUAAGAAGACGAUCGCGUGCGAGCACGUUGAGAAGGCGCUCACGGAGUUGGGAUUUGCCGAGUACGUUCCCGAAAUCCAGGCUGUCGCCGAGGAGCACCGCGAGCAACUCAAGGUAAGUGAAUUUAUCUCUGCUUCCGACCAAGCCGGGCUGGAAGAAUUGCUCGAAGAGGAGGGUGCUGACCCAAGCUUCUUGUUUCAGUCUCGCGAGAAGAAACAGAGCAAGAUGGAGCAGAGUGGCCUGUCCGAGGAGGAACUGCUGCGCCAGCAGCAGGAGCUGUUCCGUUCCGCCACUGAGAAGUACAAUCAGGGACCGGAGUAG
Penicillium argentinense is the source of this 516-nucleotide messenger RNA. It is a transcript of the gene nctB, whose product is annotated as negative cofactor 2 transcription regulator complex subunit NCB2. NCBI's taxonomy places the organism in Eukaryota, Fungi, Ascomycota, Eurotiomycetes, Eurotiales, Aspergillaceae. Gene Ontology annotation, cellular component: negative cofactor 2 complex. The transcript is spliced from 3 exons. The record is from RefSeq and is a predicted model, not a curated record. Gene Ontology annotation, molecular function: TBP-class protein binding; general transcription initiation factor activity; core promoter sequence-specific DNA binding. The coding region runs from base 1 to 516 and encodes 171 amino acids. Gene Ontology annotation, biological process: negative regulation of transcription by RNA polymerase II; RNA polymerase II preinitiation complex assembly; chromatin remodeling.